Lodderomyces elongisporus is the source of this 1653-nucleotide messenger RNA. RefSeq names its product Taf4p (gene TAF4). The coding region runs from base 1 to 1653 and encodes 550 amino acids. Lineage: Eukaryota; Fungi; Ascomycota; Pichiomycetes; Serinales; Debaryomycetaceae. Gene Ontology annotation, cellular component: transcription factor TFIID complex. The transcript has a single exon. Gene Ontology annotation, molecular function: DNA binding; RNA polymerase II general transcription initiation factor activity. Gene Ontology annotation, biological process: transcription initiation at RNA polymerase II promoter. The record is from RefSeq and is a predicted model, not a curated record.
AUGUCUGAAGAUCUCAAGCGAUCUGCUUCAGAUAUACAAGAUGAACUAGCACAAAGCCCCAAACGUGUCAAAUUUAAUGAUCCCCCUCAAAUUGAUGAUGUAAAUAAAUAUGAUGCUAAUAACGUCAAUGCCAACGCCAAUGUCAAUGCCAACGCCAAUGUCAAUGCCAACGCCAAUGACGGUAACAGCAAUAACUUCGCUAGUAUUGCCAGCAAUGUCACUACUAAUCCCAUUGACUCUACUGUUACCCAGCCUCAGCCUGUUUCUCCUGAAAUCCAGAACCCCAUUACUACACUACUACAAACAGACCCUGGUGUUGGAGCUUCAAAGGAUCUGCUGACGACAAAUGGCUCAGCUAUCAAUAUUACUAAAAAUGCUGAUACUAAUAAUAUCGAAACUAAUACUGCUAGCAUCAAUCCUGUUAGUAACACCAAUACUAAUACCAAGCCUGCAAGUGUCGAUACUGUUGAUAUUAAGUCUGUCAGUGCUAAUACUGCUGAUACUGCUACUGAUACUAAGCCUGUCAGUGCUGAUAAUGCUGAUACUGCUACUGAUACUAAGCCUGUCAGUGCUGAUACUGCUGAUACUGCUGAUACUGAUGCUGAUGCUAAGCCUGCCAGUGCUAAUACCUCUAAUACUACGAACGCUAAUACCGCUGGUACUGGUGCUUCGAAUACUGAUGUUGCUAAUUCCUCUUCCGCUACUACUUCCACAGGUGAUGCUAAACCACAAGUGCAAGGAGCAAACGAGACUGGCUCAAAUCAGCAUGAUCAGCGAGAUUCUUCUAAAUUGAACGAUGCUAUUGCAGCAGCAGGUGUUGAUAUACAGAAAGAAGAAGAACUUUUACAACAAAGGCAACUGAAUCGAAAGCCUGGAGCUCCAUCUGAAAAACAAGAUGGAUCAAAGUCGCAGACGCAAGUACCAUUACUCAAUCCGUAUCAUUUGUCGGCGUUUCUUGCAAAAGUUUCCAAGACGCAUCAAAUACAUCAAAACUUCCUUGAGGAUGGCAAUUUGCUAAACCUAAUUUCUGAUGCAUGCGAGGACUGGCUCUCGCAUAUUGCGAGCAAGGCGCUUAUCUUGUCUAGGCACAGGCGAAGGGGUACACAAUUUUCACUGAAAAAAGGAGGACUGUCUUCUCUGACCCAAUUGUCGCAACAAAGGUCUGCAGUAUCCAAAGAGUUAAGAAACCUUGCCUUGCGACAAAAGGAAAUGGAAGAGAAAAGGGUCCAGAAACGUAUUGCUUUAGGAUUGGAAAAAAGUUCUGGUAAUGGUACAGAUGAUGCUGCGAACGGGAAACCUGGGUCGGAAGAGACAUUGCAUAGGGCUGCAAAUGCCACUGCAGCAAUGAUGGCGACGGGAAAGAAAAAAUAUAGCUGGAUGAGCUCUGGAGGUGGCGGUGCAGGGAGUAUAGGCUCUUUAGGUGAUGAUGCUAGAGGGAGCGGUGUAGGUAUUGGUGGAGGCGGUGUAGGAGGAGGUGAUAGUAAGACGAAACAAAGUGCUAUUUUAUCGACGAGAGGAGAUAAUGGAUUGAGGUAUAGGGAUCUUCGGUCAACCAAUGCAAUAGUAUUGAAAGAUUUGCUAAACGCAUUGGAAGGCGAGAAGAAGGGAACUCAACAUGCUAUUACCAAGGGAUACGCUAAGUUGCGAGAUUAA